Molecule: messenger RNA, 7761 nt
Organism: Frankliniella occidentalis (western flower thrips)
Lineage: Eukaryota; Metazoa; Arthropoda; Insecta; Thysanoptera; Thripidae
Exons: 14
Coding region: 188-5995 (1935 amino acids)
Biological process (GO): regulation of transcription by RNA polymerase II
Cellular component (GO): chromosome
Molecular function (GO): chromatin insulator sequence binding
Source: RefSeq, a predicted model, not a curated record
CCUGUGAAUAAUCCGCGACAAAAUUACUUACAGACAGGUUUAAGUAAAGGUGCGACGGAAAAAAUAGGGGAUGGUUACUUUGGAUUGUUUUCAUGACACAAUAAAUCUAUGAAAGGAGUGCUUGCACAAAUCAAGAUGUUAGCGUCGUGAGAGGUUGGGUUUCGCUCAAUAUUUACCACAUUCGAAGAUGUCUUUGAGCUCUUUCGGAGGCGUGUUAGUGGAUACACCAAGUGAUUUAGCAGUGCAGUCCUUACUGGCCAGCCACACCAACUUGUUGUCUCAAACUUCCUUUUUGCCAGGCCCAACAACUGAGAUAACUCUCGAUGAGGAUGAUGUUUUCCAAUGUGGCCGCUGCAAAAGGGUAUUCACAUCAUUCCAUCAGUUUAUGUUACACAAGCAAGAGCAUCAGAUAGCUGUGUCUACUCCAGAAAGGAUUGAUGAGUCUUUAACAUUUGAUUUAAACUCAGAUUUGACCAGUGCUGUGACAGAUGCAGUACACACUGAGUCUGAUUCAUGCCUGCCCAGCACUAACUUGUUGAAGGAAACAUGCUGUGAGCAAUUCAUAUUGCCAGGAAGUCUUCAUAUUAAUGAGGGCAGGAAUACCAAUAAUGUUUUAGAUUAUCAAACCCUGAAUACUUCAACUUUUGAGGGCAUAUCUGGGGGUAAUGAUCAAUCUUUGAUGCUCAGUGAAACCAAUACUUUAAAUUUUCCCAUAGAGCAGAACAUUUUGAAUCUUGACAAUUCGGAUCAGCUUUCAAGUGGCGGUUAUGUAUCAGACACUAUCUCUGGCCUUGACUCCUCACUGAUUUCUCAUAAGCUUCUGCAUAAUGAAGACUGUUCAUCUUGCACCAAUGUUUGGAUGCAAACUCACAAAAAUGAAACUACUAGCAACACCUUUCUUAACUCUGGAUUCUCAAAUGAGCAGAAUUUUUUUAUUGAAGACUGCGGUAAGACUUUAUCAUCCUCCAUAAAUUUCAACAAUAACGGCCUUUUAACUGAGGUAUCGUAUUCCGAUGAGAAACAAAUGUACCUGAAUGAAAAUUCAAGCUCAGAAGGACCUGGAGUUGAAAGAAGUUUGUCAGAAACGGAAGAAAUGCUGUUGCAAACAAGUAAAGAUUAUCUUAGCAGUUGUGAACUUCUGGAAGAGUUGGAGAAAAAUAACCAACAUCAGAUAUUAGAUGACACAAAUCUUGAAACAACCAAUGUGAUGGGAAUUGAUGUGUCGCUUAUUGCCAAUUCCGUUGUUGAAGCUUCUCUUGCCGAGAAUGGAGGCCUUCAAUCUGAAGUGUCUUCUCUUGUUCCUAUACUCAACCAUCAAGUUCAAGACAAUUGUAGUAUUCUUACAACUGACUGCCAUGUAUUUCAAUCAGACUGCACAGCUCUUGAAGAUGAUUGUAAUCUUCAGGUUAGGGAUGACUGUAUUCCAUCCAAACAGAGCUGUGUGAAUCUGCACAUCGAGUGUAAUGAUCAAAAACAUACUUGCAGUCCGUUGCAUGCCGAGUGUGAAUUGUUGGGUGAACACUGUAGUGCUCUAGGGGAAUGCAAUUUGGCUACAGUUCAUGAUAAUUCAGGACAGAAAGCUGCUGUAGUGGAAGAAUGCAGUUCAAUCACAUCUCUGAAAAAUCAUCAAAAAUUUAAAACUCAAAAGCUUUCUUUGAGUGGAGGUGUUGAUGGUUGUAGUGUUGGUUCAAUCAAACCAACCCAUCAAGCUCUAGUCAAACAAAACAGUACAUCAAUUAAGGAUCGAAGCUCUGAAAAUAGCACUCUAAAACUGAACAGUGGGGUAGUGGAUCAGGAGUGUCAAACUGUAGAUCUUGAUUGUGAAACAGAGGAGCAGAACUGCCACACCCUAGUUCUAGCCGGUGUAAAGCAAGAUGGCAUUUAUAGACAUGACCAAGGAACCAGUACUGAUGAUUUGGUUAGUGAUAGCCAAGUCAGCAAAAACAAGACAAAUUUAGACUCCAAACAGGUCCACUCAUUUGCCCUAGAAAAAGCAAGGCAUUCUCUCAGUGGAAGCGAUGAUAUGGACAGUCAGUUUAUUCUUUCUCGAGACAUGGAAUCCAAUUUUAAUGAAAGCAUUUCUAAUUUCAGUUCUAGUGAUUCAUACUGUAAACAAGAUCUGCAGAAAAUUGUUCCUUCCACUAGGAAUGAAACAGGCAUUGUUGAUGAAACUCUAUCUUGUGCAUCAGAGGCAAGCUCUCUUAUCAGGGCUCCAAUCACUCAGGAUAAAAUUGAAAAGAGUACAGGUGACUGUGUAGAUAUGAGCUGCAAAGAAAGCGGAGAUUCGGAGGAUUCUGUAUUUCAAAUGGAUCUCUGUGCCAUUAAGCAUGAUAACUCUAUGUUCUUCAAGGAAGCUGUCAGCAGCGAGGUGAAAGAAACUGAUACAGAGUGUCUCAAUAUCUGUAAUGAAUCUUCCAUGAUUCUUGGUCAGCUUGAAUAUGGAAUCUCUGUAAGUGAAUUUAGUGCUACAGUUAAGGCUGGUAGCACCCUUGGUAAUUUAUCUUUUAAAGAACAAAUUUGUGGCAGAGUUCGAGAUGCUCAUGUCAUUAAGAUUGGCAGAGAUGGUUUGGGGGGUGAAUGCAGUCAGCACAAAAAUACUUCCAAAAAUAACAAUAGUCAUGGUGUAUGGUUUUCCAGCCUUGAUCACGAUUAUGACCUGGUCAACAGGAGUUGUGAUGUCAAUGUUGAUGACAAUGUAGAAUCUGAUCAGAAAGAACUAAAUUCUGAAUCAAAAAACAAUGAAAAUCCCCAAACUGUUCAAACAGACAAGCUUUUCAAGAAUGUCAUUGAAUGUUGUGAUAAAUCUGCAGAGCAAAUUGAGGCAGAAAGAAGUAUUAUUGACUUGGCUGCCAAGCUUAAUAAUGCUAAAAUUGAAGCAAACUGCAUCAAGAAUUUUGAAGAUAGCAUCUCAGUACUUCCCUGUGAAAUGUCUAAUCCAUGCAAUGUCUUAACAGACCACAAGUAUAAUUCCGAUGCUUUGCAUCCAACUGAGCUUUACAGCAGUAUUGUUGAUGGAGGCAACGUUUACACAGAAGUUGAUUCUGAUUCAAUUCAAUCUGACCCAAAAGCCUACAAUGUAGGUGACACACUUAUUGAGUUAGAUUCAGACUCAACCCAAGCUGGUGUUAUUUUUAUUGAUGUUAGCAAGGAUCAAAUCACUCAUAGUGGCACAGAAGACUUUGAUAUUGACUGUACCACUAAGAAAACAAGUUCAACAGACAAAAGUGACCUUGACUUGAUAGAACAUUACAAUAUUCCUCAAGAACAAUUUUGCAUUUCUGUAUUGAACUGUGAUAAAGAUGAGAGAAAGAAUUUGAUUGACGAUAAAAGGAUUUUGGACACUGUCUGCAACACAGGACAGGAUUUUGUUGAUUCCGUGUCAGUUGUCUACUCCACUUAUGAAGAGGAGAGUACAACUUUUAACAAACUCUGGAGCAAUGAAAUUAAGCUACGUAAUGAAAACUAUCAGACAGAGAGUCACUUAAGUUCAGAAAGGGAGUCCUGUGAUAAGUCUAACUGUGACGUUGAUUAUUCUUUGUCAAGGAAGCGCAAGGGUGGUAAGACAACAUGUAAGCAAGAUCUCUCUAAAUGCCAGAGACUAGUAACUCCAGGUGGUACUUCUUGCAGUAAAUCAUGCACUUUUGAUCUUUGUGGCUCAGUGAAGAAAUCUUGUUCUCCUUCUCAACCCACAAUAAGGGGUCCUAGAUCUUCUCAACCAAAUAUACUGAAAAAGUCUCCCAAGAAGUUGCAACCGCUGACUGACAAAAAUACUUUUGCUCAUAGCUCUGAUAGUGAAAUGUGGAUCCAAGAAGUUUUGCUAGGAGAAGUUAAAUCUAAAACUCCUAGUUCCUCUCAGCGCUCACCAGUGUCUACAUCUUCAGUUCUUAAGGGUGAAGACAGCUUCGAAGAGCUGUCAGAUCAAGAAAAUGCAUUGGUUACUAAGACCCUUAGUCAGAGAGAAGAAAAGGAGUUAACUCAUAACACAUUUUCUGCAAUAGAUGAAGAUAGCUUUGAUCUAGAAAAAGCAAUUGUAUCAGCUCAAAUGGCUAAAACCAUGAACACUUCCAAAAUUACAAAACCUUCAACAAACAUUACUAACCUUAUGGAGCUUUCAGAGGACAAUCGGUCAAUUUGCAAAAAGGGAGCUAACGAGAUUUUUAGUUUAUCUCUAUCAGCUGAAUCAUCUGCAAAAUCAAGCAUUAAAAAAAUUAAGAAAUCACGAGAAAGUGUAUUUGAACCUCGUCCUCCUAAGUUAACAUGUGAAUACUGCAACAAGCAGUUUGCCAAGCUGUUUGAUUUAAGACAACAUCAGCGGAGUCACACUGGUGAAAAACCUUUCCAGUGUAGUGCAUGUGGCAAAUCCUUUGCCCAAAAGUCUAACUUAAAGAAGCAUAUUCGGACUCACAAGGUCUGGCCUGAAAUAGUUUCUACACUUCCUGAAAAUGUGAUAGAAAAGGUACACACAGUAAACAAAGUUGCGGAGGAACCUGAUGCUGUUACUAAAGUAAUGUCUCCAGAAGAUUCAAAUACAAUUCAGACUAAUGGGAAAUCGCAAUCUGCAUGUGCCAGAGCGACACCUUACAAAAGAAAAGAAGAAUUAAUAGUGAAUAAUUCUUAUUUCUGCCAGUUUUGUGGCAUCUCAUUUGUCACUUAUUCUGAGUUCAAAACUCAUCUCAAAAGUCAUAAAGAUGAGAAGGUGUACUUCUGCAGUCAGGAUGAUUGCAAAAAAACUUUUCCUGAUUUUGAGUCAUAUGUUAUUCAUGUGCGCCAGCAUGAGCCACUGAAGACAUCUUAUCCUUGCCAUAUUUGUCAUGAAACAUUCAGUAGUCCACCAGAUUUGAAAGAUCAUCAGAAAAGACACGUUCACAAUUCUACAUCUAGGCGGUAUCUUGUUAAGUGUCCUAAAUGCAGGAGUAGAUUUUUGUCCCAAGAGGCAUUAGAUAAUCAUUUAAGGACAGUUACUCAUGACCUGCCUUGUCCUGAAUGCCAGACUAUUUUUUCUUGCGAACGUAGUCUUCGACGCCAUCUUGCAAUUCAUAGUACGGCUCUCCCAUUUGGUUGCGAUGUAUGUGGCAAGAGAUUUAAGACAGCAGUGUAUCUUAAUAGUCAUUCAGUUAUGCAUCAAGAGGAUAAGCCAUUUGCAUGCCCGCAAUGUCCGUCAAAGUUUGCUAAGAAAGAUAGGCUGUCUCGACAUUUAUUGAUACAUGCUGAGCGGCUGAAGUGCCCUUUUCACACACAUUUGUCAUGUGCAAGGGAGUUCACACGUCCUGAUAAAUUGAAGCUGCAUGUUUUGGCUCACUCAGAACAUGAGACAAGUGAUUGUCUCUUCUGCAGAAAACAACGAAUCAAAUUUUCGGCAAAAAAGGGCUAUCAUAAUGUUUAUCAUCAAAAUGCUAACAUAAAAAGCCAAGGAGACGUAGGAGAGGAGUUAUCAAGAGAAAGCACCUCUCCCCUGAACAAAAACAAAAAUCAGGAAAAAGAAUGUGAAGAAAACAUUUUUGUUGGGUCUUUAGUCAAUACUUCACUUGAGCCACGUUUUAUGAGUAAUGUGGUGAAAACAUCCUCAAGUCUCAAUCAUAAUGGAAACAUAAUGUUAAAAAUGUUGCAAAAUAAGCGCUCUUUUGAUAUUACUGACAAAUUGAGCUGUGAAAAUAUUGAGACUAAUACCUUUAAUUUUGACCAUAUUGUGUAUGAUAGUCUUGCAAGAAAUAAGAAUGUUCCAACUAUUGGAAUAAUUGUAAUGCCCCUGUCUCUCAAUGGAAACAAGGAACAAAUUGUUGUAAGUAGUGAUGAAAAUUCUGUUUUAGCCAGUGAUGAACCCGUAGAUUAUCAACUUUUGUUUUCGGAGAGUAACUCCUCAUAUCCUGUGGACUUGUUGACUGGCUCUGAGGCCUUGUUGCCUGAAGUAGACUGUGAUAAGGAAGGGAUGGGGGGCAUCACCUUGCUCAGUACGGACCAAGAUGUGGCCGUCGUCUCUGCCCCAGCUGAUUUGUAAUUUUUGUGAUAUCUACUGUAUUUUAAAUGCAGUAUUCUUGCUCUAAGCCAUCUUAUUUGAUAUUCCACUUACUUUUCUAUUUUAGUGGGUUGCCGAAUUAAUGUGUGGGUAGUAUAACACUAGUAUAUAUAUUAUAUAUAUAGAUAUAAUUUAUCUCCCUGUCAUGAUUUGUGGUUUCAAACUUCGUACCUUAGUGGAUGUAAUGUAAACUGUCUGAGCCGCUACUUUGUCCAGAUUUAUAUUCUCACUUUAUUUUUGAGUCUUUGUCUACUGCUGUACUGUGGCCUUUCACAUGAUGUGAUUGGGUUUUCUCUGGCAGUAUUACUGAAUUUUGUUUAAUAGUUUUUAGUGCUGGUUAUGCUGCUUUUGAUUUAUUGCCAUGACCAAUGGUUAAGGUUACAUUUAAAAGUUGUGUAUAAGCAACAACAAAGUUACAGUUGUAAUAUUUAAGUAGAAUGCUGUGCCACCUUUUUAUUAAAUUGUCACUAUACUUGCUCAUAAGUGCAUGCUGGAUUUUGCAACUGUACCCAAACUUAAGGAAGAGGUAUUUAUGUCUGCAACUUCACACUGCCGAUAUCUUUAGACUUGUCAAGUGCCGUACUUAAUAUAAUUAAUCCCUUAGUCAUGUCCUUAUAUUCUGGUCAUAUAUUUCUUCUUUACAUCUUGUUUCAUAAGGGCUGGGCUGUUUAACUUUUUCUCACAUCUUAUCUUAAGGGUAACCGAAGAGAGACUAAAAUUUGUUACUGUAUUAUGCUUUAUUGUGUGGUCUGGUGGUAGUUGUAGCUCACUUCAGCUUAUUUCUACCAUGUCUCACUUAGCAUCACUUACCCAAUGUCAAUCUUCCACAUCAUUUUAGUACAUUGAUUUUAUUGACUUGUUAUUAUUUUUCUUGUUUAUUGUUUUUGGAUGUGAAGCUGUAAGUGGGCCUAAAUUGAGAUUUCUCAAGCAUGGCAAACAUUUAAAAAAUGUUUUGUCUGUUAAUUUUUGAACAAACAUUCUUAGUCAGAACUUUUUUCUUCUAGUAUAUAAAUUGUUUCUAAAGUAUGCCAUAGGCAUUACUUGACUGCCCUAGUAAUGAGCUUAGACAAUGUUCACAUAGUGCCUGAAGUUUGUGUUACUGUAAGGUGCAAUAAUUAUUAAGAUUUAUUUUAAUUUUAAUAGAGUUCUUUGAAGUCUACACUAUUAUAUACAAUUGCCUUUUUUGCAUUGUGGCAAAUCUUGGCAAACCUCACUUCCAGAGAUUCACUUGGUACUCAGAGGUGCCGAAUUAGUCAGUUUUGUUACUAAUUCUUUUCUAGGGAACAUUUGUUUUGGGAUGAAGACUGUAUUAUUAUUACGUUCAGGUGUUGUGACACAUUUUCCUUUUUAGCAGGAGGUGUGAUAUUUUAUUGUUAGUAGUAAAAAUUAGUGGGCCUGUAUUGUUCCAGGACAGUAUUUAUUGUAAGAGCACCGCCAUGUGUUUUAGUGAUUAAUCAAUCAAGGUUCUUCUUUUGUAUUUUGCAUGUUUGCAAUAGUUCCUUUUUAUUUUCAUAAACCAAAUAUUUUACUUCUUUGUUAUGACCCAAGUGUUGAUGCAUAAAUGCUGUGUAUUGUUGAUGUUAUAUGUUUCUCACAUUAUUUUAUAAGUAUUUAUCAACUAAGGAAAGGAUACUUGCUAAUUCAAUUGUGAUGCAUUUACUAAUGUCAUUUUGGUGUGCAAUGAAAAUUUAUUUUGUUCUCUUUUGGUUUUGUGCCAAACCAAUAAAUACUUUAUGGAAAUAUGGAAA